Messenger RNA from Nelumbo nucifera (sacred lotus), 1421 nucleotides. RefSeq lists its product as uncharacterized. The record is from RefSeq and is a predicted model, not a curated record. Gene Ontology annotation, molecular function: quinone reductase (NADPH) activity; mRNA 3'-UTR AU-rich region binding; NADPH binding. NCBI's taxonomy places the organism in Eukaryota, Viridiplantae, Streptophyta, Magnoliopsida, Proteales, Nelumbonaceae. Gene Ontology annotation, cellular component: cytosol.
UGAAAGCAUCUCUAAAUGGGAUUUUCUAGACUAGCCCACGCCCAUCUUCAAAACUAUCACUUUCCACAAAACCCUUUUCUCUCCAUCCUUGGCCAUGGCUUUGGUGUUUCAACAUUUCUUAAGCUGCUGCCAAGCAAGAAGUGUCUAGCUUCCUCAACCAUUACGACCAGGCCUGUGGUGAGAGCACUUGCAACUCAAGCAGCAAUCAUGGUGAAGGCGAUCAGAGUUUAUGAACAUGGCGGACCAGAGGUCCUGAAGUGGGAGGAUGUGGAAAUAGGAGAACCAAAAGAGGGUGAGAUCCGUGUGCGAAACAAGGCGAUCGGACUCAACUUCAUUGAUGUUUAUUUCCGCAAAGGAGUUUAUAAACCUUCUACAAUGCCCUUUACUCCAGGCAUGGAGGCAGUUGGAGUAGUAACUGCUGUGGGUCCUGGAUUGACAGGUACAAAAGUUGGGGAUCUUGUUGCCUAUGCAGGUAAUCCAAUGGGAUCUUACACUGAAGAACAGAUCCUUCCUGCUGAUGUUGCUGUGCCAGUCCUGCCUUCUAUAGAGCCUACUGUUGCAGCAUCUAUCAUGCUUAAAGGGAUGACUGCUUGGUUCCUACUCCACCGUUGCUUCAAGGUCGAACAUGGACACAAAAUUCUUGUUCAUGCAGCAGCUGGAGGAGUUGGAUCCUUAUUGUGCCAGUGGGCAAAUGCUCUUGGAGCCACUGUUAUUGGCACUGUGUCAACUGAGGAGAAGGCAGCCCAAGCCAAGGAACAUGGAUGCCACCAUGUCAUAAUCUACACGCAAGAUGAUUUUGUUUCUAUAGUCAACAAAAUAACAUCGGGCAAAGGAGUUGAUGCUGUCUAUGAUUCUGUUGGCAAAGAUACAUUCCAGGGAUCACUGGAGUGUUUAAAGACUCGGGGGUACAUGGUGAGCUUCGGACAAUCGUCUGGCACACCGGAUCCAGUUCCAUUGUCAGCCCUUGCUGUUAAAUCCUUGUUCUUGACGAGGCCUUCGCUCAUGCAGUAUACUAAAACUAGGGAUGAACUGUUGGAAGCUGCCGGAGCAGUGUUCACUAACAUUGCAUCAGGUGUCUUACAGGCCCGGGUCAACCAUACAUACCCCUUGUCACAGGCUGCACAGGCUCAUGCAGACCUUGAGAAUCGAAAAACAACUGGUUCUGUAGUGUUGAUACCAGAUGGUGCAGCCCAGUAAGCUCUUGUUAACUUGAAUGCAAUGUUUUAUUGAUGUUCUGUGGAUGUCCUUAGUUGUUCUGUUAAAGUGUUAUUUCGUUGGAGAAAAUGGUAGUGUUUUGUGGGUAGAGUCGUGUGGGCAGGAAAUCCGGUGUGGAAAUAAAUUGCUCCCAAAUACUUCAUGUUUCUUGCAGAAAGGUGUUCUCCAAAUUUGAGAUUUAGUAAAAUAUAAUGAUUUGGCAUUAA